AUGAACUACCAGUAUACCGAUCAGCAGAAACAUGCUAGACAGGGAACAGGAACAGGGAUCCAUAACUCUAACAAAGGUCCUGUAAUUGCAGACCUCCAAGAGAACUAAGAGAUUGAUCAAGAUGAUUCAUGGACGGUAAUCAGGACUUACUUUAAACAAAAUGGUUUGCUUUCUUAGUAGAUAUCAUCUUUCGACAGAUUUAUGAGCUACAUCUUGCAAGACAUCAUUACUGAAAAUGGAGAAAUCUAGAUUGAGUUUACUCCUCAAUAUCAACUAAAUAGUAAGGUGACUGACACUGACAAAAACAUUGUCUUUGUGCUUAAAUUUGGCUAAGUUAGUGUGAAUGCAAGUCCAAGAAUAGUUGAGGAAGAUGAGAAAUAUGUGCCCAUAUUCCCACAUGAGGCUAGAAUGAGAAACCUCACCUAUGCUACUGAAGUCUACGUAGAUAUUAAUUUUAGCAAGACUGAGAUGAGUGACGACUAUGAGCUUGAUUAGAAAUCAGGAUAGAGAAAGAGAAGAAUUAAGCAAGUACUGUAAGAGUAUCAAAAAGCAAGAGUCUUAAUUGGCAAGAUUCCUGUCAUGCUAAGAUCAAAGUUCUGUCAACUGCACAACCUUAACUUAUUUGACAGAGUAAAGAGUGGGAAAGAUUGCUAGUAUGACUAAGGUGGCUACUUCAUCAUUAAUGGAAGUGAGAAAGUGAUUGUAGCUCAAGAGAGAAUGGCUAAUAACUAAGUUCUAGUCUUCCACAAGAAACCUCCUUCGAAAUAUUCUUGGGUCGCUGAAAUCAGAUCCUAAGCUGAAAGUUCAAACAGACCUCCAUAAUUGUUAAUUCUCUUCCUCAAAAGUAAAUUCAAAGGUUCUAAAUAAGUCAUCUCUAAUAAGUUUGGCCAAUGCAUUUAUGUCACAAUACCUCUCAUUAAAGAAUAGAUUCCAGUGGUUAUUUUAUUCAGAGCCCUUGGCUGUAUUUCUGAUAAACUCAUACUUAGUAGAAUCUGCUUUGAUUGCCCUGAUGAUGCCGAAAUGGUUGAAUCUUUAAGAGCUAGCUUGGAUGAAGCUAAAAUUAUUGAUACACAAGAAGAAGCACUAGAUUACAUUGCUAAGCGUGGCUCUGCUCAAGCAUAUGUCAAAGAAAAUAGAUUAAACUAUACAAAGUUGCUUCUUGAAAGUGAAUUUUUACCUCAUGUUUCUAUACUCCCUCAAGAUCUACCUAAGAAAUCAUUCUUCCUUGGCUAUAUGGUUAACAAACUACUAAAAGCCUACCUCGGGAGAAUAGAUGAAGACGAUCGUGACUAUUAUGGAAAGAAAAGACUUGAUAUGGCUGGUGCUUUGAUAGCAACUCAUUUCAGAUAACUAUUCAGAUAAUUUACAGAUACAAUGGGAAAAAUUCUAAAGAGGGACAUUGAUUCAGGCAAGGAACAUAUUAUGCUCUAAAGUGCUGUUAAAUCAGAUAUUAUAACAAGAGGACUAAGAACAGCAUUAGCAACAGGAAAUUGGGGCAAAGAUAAAAAUGGAGAUGUCUUAAAAACAGGAGUUGCUUAAGUUCUUAACAGAUUAACUUUUGCAUCUUCAUUAUCACAUUUAAGAAGACUGAACACUCCUAUGGCUAAAUAAGGAAAGCUAGCUAAACCACGUCAAUUACAUAAUACUCACUGGGGAAUGAUAUGUCCAGCUGAGACACCAGAAGGUGCUGCUUGUGGACUAGUAAAAAAUCUAGCACUAAUGGCAUUUGUGUCAGUUGGUUCAUCAACAUCAGUCUUACUGAACCUGCUAGAUGAUUUUGGAGUUGAGAGACUUGAUGAUGUUAAUCAACUUGGAACCGGAAGGAGUGUAAGAGUUUUUGUGAAUGGCAAUUGGUAUGGCACUCAUUCAAACCCUGAUGAUCUAGUAUUUUCAAUUAUGAGACUAAGAAGAAAGUUUUAAAUUCCAAAAGAAAUAGCAAUCAUCAGAGAUAUUUUAAACAAGGAGGUCAGAUUUUACACAGAUUCAGGAAGAGUAUAAAGACCCUUAUUCAUUGUAUAGAAUGGAAAAAUCAAACUUAAGAAGCAUCAUAUCUAAAGAAUGCUGAGGACUGACUAUGAAUCGAUGAACUUUGAUGAGGCCCUAAAAGAAGGACUUAUAGAAUUCCUUGAUGUAGAGGAGGAAGAAACUGCAAUGAUAGCAAUGCACAUAUAAGAUCUUAAGACGAAGCCAAUUACUACUUAUACUCACUGUGAGAUUCAUCCAUCUAUGAUCUUAGGCGUUUGUGCAUCUAUCAUUCCUUUUCCAGAUCACAAUCAGGUAAUACAUAGUUUUAAAUUAACAGAUAUAUAGUCGCCUAGAAAUACUUAUCAGAGUGCAAUGGGGAAAUAAGCAAUGGGAAUUUACACUAGUAAUCAUUCUAUUAGAAUGGACACACUUGCACACGUACUGUACUAUCCACAGAAGCCUCUAGUCUGCACAAAAUCUAUGGAUUUUCUUCAUUUCAAAGAGCUACCAGCUGGUUGUAAUGCAAUAGUUGCAAUAGCUUGCUACACCGGUUAUAAUUAAGAGGACUCAAUUAUAUUCAAUUAGUCAUCAAUUGACAGAGGUCUUUUUAGAAGUGCCUUCUUUAGAACAUAUAGUGACACUCAAGAAAAAGAUGAAUAGUUUGAGAUUCCUGACUUUAGAAAAUGCUCUGGUCGCAAGCAUGGCACUUAUGAUAAGCUAGAUAUUGACGGAUUAAUCAACCCUGGAAAUCUUGUAAGCGGUGAUGAUGUAAUUAUCGGUAAGAGCUCACUCAUCAGAAUGAAUGAUAAUUAGAAUGACUAGUAAACUGAUCCGUUCUAUUUCGUCAAGUCUAGAAAAGAUUGUUCAAUCUGCAUUAAACAUUCUGAGAAUGGGAAAAUUGACUAAGUUGUACUCACAGUAAAUGAAUAAGGUGAGAGAUUUGCAAAGGUCAAAAUGAGAUCUGAAAGAAUACCACAGAUUGGAGAUAAAUUUGCUAGUAGACAUGGAUAAAAAGGUACAGUUGGAAUGACUUAUAGAAUGGAGGAUAUGCCAUUUACAAGAGAGGGCAUCGUACCUGAUCUCAUAAUCAAUCCUCAUGCUAUCCCAUCAAGAAUGACUAUUGGCCAUUUGGUUGAAUGUUUAGGAUCAAAAGUUGCAGCACUUACAGGCACAGAGGGAGACGCUACUCCGUUCUAAAAGGUAGGUGUCAAGGACACUGUGGAGUAGAUCUCUAAAAGACUUCAUUAGCAAGGCUAUCAGCUAAGAGGAAACGAGGUGAUGUAUAACGGAUUCAAUGGUAAAAAGAUGGAAGUAAUGAUAUUCCUUGGGCCAACUUACUAUCAAAGGCUAAAGCACAUGGUAGAUGAUAAGAUUCAUUCUAGAGGGAGAGGCCCCACCUAAAUCCUAACCAGACAACCAACAGAGGGAAGAUCAAGAGACGGAGGGUUAAGAUUUGGUGAGAUGGAAAGAGAUUGUAUGAUAUCUCAUGGAGCAGCUAGAUUCCUGAAGGAGAGACUCUUUGAUGUUAGUGAUUUCUACAGAGUGCACAUGUGCGAGAUAUGCGGACUUAUAUGUGUUGGAAACCUUGCAGAGCAGAGAUUUGAGUGCUACAACUGUCAGAACACUUCAAAGAUAUGCCAAGUUAAUAUUCCUUAUGCCUGCAAGUUAUUGCUCCAAGAACUAAUGGCGAUGCAGAUUGCUCCUAGGCUAAGAGUCCACGAUUUAAAAUGA
This is a messenger RNA of Stylonychia lemnae, 3696 nucleotides long. The record is from the annotation of a GenBank genome assembly. NCBI's taxonomy places the organism in Eukaryota, Ciliophora, Spirotrichea, Sporadotrichida, Oxytrichidae.